UUUCAGCCUUUAGAGCCUGUCCAGUGAAUAGAGGAUAUUCGCACGAUAAUUAACAUACAGAAGUUUGUAUGUUGAAUACAUUUUUACAAUAUUCCAAUUUUACUGCAUACUACCAUCACCGAAAAUAUUUGAAAUCUGUGAAUACAAGGGCUAAAGGCCAACAUUCCGGUAGCCGGUAAUCCAAUAGUUGGUGAAGGCUCUGAAGGUAAUUAUAGUCGGUGUCUCUUAUUGGUCUGUUGCGGCUAGUGUAGAUAUUAUCCUUCUGCCCUGUAGUGUUGGGGAAAGUAGACUACAGAAAGGAGAGCGCGUCUUUGGUCUUAAAAGAUAGGAGCUGAACGCGGUCCCUCGGGGAACACGAAACAUCAAGGAAAAUCAGUCAUGCCUUACCUUCUCAUCAGCACCCAGAUCCGCUUGGAGACUGGACCUACGAUGGUUGGCGAUGAAUAUUCAGAUCCAGAUAUAAUGUGCCAGCUCGGAGCUCGAAAGACUUGCGUGCUUGGAAACAACUUUUCUGAGUACCACGUGGAUGACCCGCCCCGUGUGGUUCUAAACAAGCUGGAGCUGAUUGGAUACCGGGUCAUAUGCAUGACGGGCAUGGGCCAGACCCUAGCAUGGUGCCUGCACAAGGCUACCGUGUGACCCUUAUUAACUCUGGCACUGUGGAUAGAAAGCCUAUAUUGGUAUUAUUACUGUAUAUGUUGACAAUACACAGGAUAGGUUCUGCGUAAUAGCCAAUUAAGCUAUUACUCAGCACAAACUGUAGUUCAUUUAUGUCUGAAUUGGUUAUGUAAUUUAUUCUGUUCUAAAGUGCAGUGUCAUAAGAUGUUUUGGUCACUGCUAGCUACAUUUUCCUGUUUCUAGCAGCUGAGGAUCCAGGAUCAGCUUACUCACUCCCUAUAAUAAAAACCCUUUGCAUUCUGUACCAAAAGUGAGAACUACAGGAUCAGUGCCUGGUGACAGAAUGUAUGUGAUUAUUCUUGUCAUGAGUGAAUAAGUAUCUUUUGUUAUCCAGAAUUAACACUUCCUGUAGCCAUCAUCCCUUUUCUAAAGUCUUGGCAAUUGUUAUAAGUGUGGCAGGGACACAUGACAUAGUGAUUGAUGGCACCCGGAAAAAUACAUUUAGUGCUCUGUAAAUUUUCCACAAGUUUUACAUUCCUCUACCAUCUCCUCAUUUCACAAGCAAAGAAAAAACAAUCACCUCUGGCAUCUAGUUGGUAAUAAAAAAAACAUUUAUCACAGCAAACAUCACCUGAAUGUUGCAUCUGCACGAGUGAGUGUUUUCCUGGUCAAUAUUCUGUCCCUGAGUCACGCCUUGCAGGUUGUUGGUUCCAGAGUAGUGAGAUGUGACUGAAUCUAUAAAAUGUGCCAAAUCAUCCCAAACUUUUCCAGGCAGCUGAGUUGCUAGAAUAGUUUGGAUAUAUCAAAAUAAAGGAAUAAACAAUGUAUUGAAUGCUAGUGCAAAAAAUGUGAAUUUGAUUAAAUGUGAUUAAACGAAAAGUAAACCUUAUUAAAACAA
Molecule: messenger RNA, 1516 nt
Organism: Anguilla anguilla (European eel)
Lineage: Eukaryota; Metazoa; Chordata; Actinopteri; Anguilliformes; Anguillidae
Product: GTP cyclohydrolase 1 feedback regulatory protein-like
Exons: 3
Coding region: 379-639 (86 amino acids)
Biological process (GO): negative regulation of biosynthetic process
Cellular component (GO): cytoplasm; nucleus
Molecular function (GO): GTP cyclohydrolase binding
Source: RefSeq, a predicted model, not a curated record